Colletotrichum abscissum is the source of this 393-nucleotide messenger RNA. Its product is annotated as PLAC8 family protein. Lineage: Eukaryota; Fungi; Ascomycota; Sordariomycetes; Glomerellales; Glomerellaceae. The transcript has 3 exons. The record is from RefSeq and is a predicted model, not a curated record. The coding region runs from base 1 to 393 and encodes 130 amino acids.
AUGCCGAGUCAAGAAUGGCAAAGCGAUCUCAUGGACUGCAGCCCAUGCGGCACCUGCAUGAUGGCCUCAUUUCUUCCAUGCAUGGUCUUUGGCAAGACCUCCGAACGCUUGCGCGACCCCAGCCUCUCAGACUACUCACCCAUCAACGGAGACUGCUUCAUGAUCUCAGCCCUUGGCUCCAUUGGUCUCGGUUGGCUGUUUCUCAUGAAUAAGCGCGGCGAUAUCCGAAAGAAAUUCCACAUCGAGGGAAGUACAUGCGGCGACUGCUGCGUGUCGUUUUGGUGUCCCUGCUGCGUGCUCAUUCAGCAUGAGAACGAGGUCGAGGGGCGAACCGAUUAUGGGCCGAUCAAUACUGGGUACCAGUCGCAAGCACAGAACAUGGGAAUGAAGUAA